ACUGUUGCCAACAAUUUUUGAUACAAACAUAUUUGACCUGAUGGAGGGAUGUAGCAGUGAGAUGGCAGCCUUCUCCCAGAACAUGCUGACAGUCAGCAUGUUACUGAGUGUCUUCUUACUUUCAGGAGUUCAGACUGGAUGUUAUAACAAGGACCCAAACCUCAAAAUUACUGCACCAAAGGAGAUGGAAGCUCUGAGUGGAUCCUGUUUGCUAAUCCCAUGUAGCUUUAGAGAAAUACCAGAGAAACCAGGAGAAAAGUUUGACAACAGCAGAGAAAUAUUUGGAGUUUGGAUUAAAAGUGAUUCAGAAUUUGAAAAUAAUAAGAAAAAUGUGAUUUACAACAGCAGUCGGUCUCAAAACAACUAUUCAGUGAACAUUUCUGGAAACCUGAGAGAGAAGAACUGCACCAGUGUGUUUUCUAAUGUAAAGUCACAUCAAACAAACAAAUACUUCUUCAGGAUGGAGAACGGGCCGUUCAGAGCAACAGCUAACUGUGAUCCUGUUAAUAUAACAGUUAGAGAUUCUGCUUGGAGACCCAGGAUUGAAAUCUCAGGUGACAUGAAGGAGAAGAACUCUGUCACCGUAACGUGCUCAGCUCUCACUCCCUGUCCACAAUCACCUCCUGGACUCACCUUGAACCUCCAACCAAACCCUCACAGACAGAUGGAGAGGAACAAAGAUGGAACGUUUACAACUACAAUCCAGCAGAACAUCACUCUGUCAGAGAUCCACGAUGGAUACAACAUCACCUGCUCUGCCAGAUAUCCUGUGAAUGGAGGAAAAAACAAGACAGCAAAUACCAAAGUGACUCUCAGUGUUUCUUAUGCUCCCAAAGAAACCUCAGCAGCUAGAUGGAUGGAGCUGAACUGCUCCAGCAGAGUCAAUCCUCCCAGCAGCUGCUUCACCUGGGUUAAAAACAGCAAACAUACAGCCAUGAUAGUAGCUGAAGGAGACGUCAGAUUAACCGUCUAUAAGGAAGAAACCCACUGCUGUGAGUUCUCUGGUAAUCUGCUGAUUCCCCUCAUUACAGUGACUGCUGUGGCUGUGCUCAUCUUCCUGGUUGCAUGGUUUUUGAAGUCCAGGCGUACUGCUGUACAACACAAUCAGACUAAAGCACCUGAGGAGCCUGGUGUUCAACCACCAUCUAAUGAAAGGCGGGAAGAACUUCACUAUGUGGAUGUGAACUUCAUAAAGAAACCUACCUGUGCGACAGAGAGUACCAGUAGAGGCCAGCAGGAGACGCUGUACGCCCAGGUCAAAGUGUCUGAGCCAGAGAACGGACCAGCUGAGACUGCUGACAGCUCAGAUCCUUUCUACUCUACGGUACAGAAACCUGGCUGA
Xiphophorus maculatus (southern platyfish) is the source of this 1342-nucleotide messenger RNA. RefSeq names its product myeloid cell surface antigen CD33-like. Bases 41 to 1342 code for a protein of 433 amino acids. Lineage: Eukaryota; Metazoa; Chordata; Actinopteri; Cyprinodontiformes; Poeciliidae. The record is from RefSeq and is a predicted model, not a curated record. The transcript has 8 exons.